UCAUCAGGUGCUGAGUCAUCUCACCUGAUCUGAAACUCCUGAUCCACUGAUCUGUCAUGAUGACGAACACAGACUCUGUCCGGAUCCGGGUCUUCUCUCUGAACUGCUGGGGGAUCCGUUACAGCAGCAAACACUGUUCUCAGCGCUACGCCAUGAUCGGAGACCUGCUGUGUAAGGAAGAGCACGAUAUUGUCUUACUGCAAGAGGUGUGGAGUGAGAAAGAUUACCUGUUCCUGAAAAAGAAACUUGCCUGUAGCCAUGCUCACUCUCAUUACUUCAAAAGUGGAGUCAUAGGAAGUGGACUGGCCGUUUUCUCCAAACACAGAAUCCACGACACUUUUAUUUAUCGCUACUCACUGAAUGGUUAUCCAUACAUGGCUCACCAUGGAGACUGGUUCGGAGGUAAAGCCGUCGGGAUGGCCGUCUUAGGCAUCGGCAAACUGACUGCAAAUGUCUACGUGACUCAUCUGCAUGCGGAGUACUGCAGAGAGAAGGACUCUUAUCUACCUCACAGAGUGGUCCAGGCCUGGGAGCUGCAGCAGUUUGUUCGACACACCUCUGCUGGAGCAGAUAUGGUUAUUUUAGGCGGCGACCUCAACCUGCACCCUCAGGACCUCGGGAACAGACUGCUGAUCUCUUACACUGGGCUCCGAGACUCUUAUUUAGAGACAGAUACAUUUGAUGGAUGUGAAGAUGGUAUGACUCUUAUAGCCGACAACCCUUUCACCAAUAAGAAGGACCUUGUUCCCUUUGAGAAAGGAAUCCGAAUCGACUACAUCUUGUUCAAAGGUUCUUCUAAAACAGACGUUUUCUGCGACUCCAUGUCCACCACCAAAGGCUCCGUCGCCGACCAUCCUUUCCCGUACUCCGAUCACGAGGCUCUGACCGCUGAACUGAGGCUGGAGUCACACACUUCACCUGAGACGGGAAGAGACAAGAAAUCAAAAGAUCAGGACUCUGCUGCAGGGAAGUUGGCCGAGCUGGUUGACAUCGUGACAGAGGCCCGUACUGAAGUCAAAGUCGGCCUGCACUGCGCAGAGAGGAUGCGCUACACGGCGAAGCGCACCGGUGUCAUGGGGCUGGCUCUGCUGCUCCUGGAGCUGGCCAUCGCUGCCGUGCCCUGGUUGGCUCUGGGAGCUGAGCAGCCUUUCCCUUCUACAUCGUUCUACCUGCUGGCCGGGCUCUGCUUCGCCAUCCUGCUGACCACCUCUACGCUGUACAUCUUCUACACCAUGGAGCUGAAGUCUCUCCAGGGGGCUGAGGACCAGAUGAGACUGGCUGUAGGAAGUCUGCAGGAGAGUCUCCGGGGCUUUCCUUUGGCUCAGGUCCACAACGCCCAGCGGAAGCCUCCAGGAGGUCUCAAUGCCUGUGACCCAGAGGAAUAAUGGCAGCGCUAGCUGGGUCAAAACGGGCUCCGUGUAAUGAAGCCGUUGAAAUUAGCUUUAAGAUGGAUGUUUGAGGAAGUUGUCACUCCUCUGAAUGUGUUUUUAUGCCCUAGAAUUUUAGAUUUGUACUGCAGAAUGAAGGAGUUGAGCUAUGAUCGAAGAACGUUUCUGAUAGUCGUGCCGUACACAAUCAUGCUUUGGCAUUUUUAUACUUUUUCUACAUAUGUAAACAUACAUAUUCGUCUUCAGAGUUCCCUCUAUGCUGCUCCACAAGUGAUCUUCCUAUUAGACAGUGAGACAUGUCUGUGCGUACACCUCAUAACUCUGACCUACUCUAUUUUUAAAGCCUCAGGUCCAAUUUGCAUUCCACCCUCCAGUUGUAUCAUUGGGACCAGUUGUUUCUGUUUUGAUUUCAUGCUUCCCUUUUGUGAUUUUAGAGAGUCCACCGCACAAUCGUAGAGGGUCCAGACUGUCGGCAGAUUUACUCACAGAGGUGAAGCACACGAGACACAGACACUCCGAAGGGUUUUAGGUUUACAUUCAGAUCCGUUACAUGUUUUUUCCUCUGCACACCAGAUCAGUGAGAAGUAAAACUAUAUAUAACAAACAUAAUAACAAAAUAUAUAUAUAUAUAUAUCUAUAUAUAUCUUAGUUCUCAUGUUCAGUCACUUACACACCAAAGUAAAGCAGUAGGAAUGUGCUGAAGAUGUUCUGCUUUAUAUGCUCUUAACUUUCACUUAAUUCAAUAGCAUGGAUUUACUUUACAAAGCAUCUUGUGCUGCAGGAAUUUAAAAAACCACUAAAUAUAUCUUAAAUGUGCACUUUGUUGACUAUCCUGACUUCCGUUAAUGUUUUCUAGGAGACGACUUAAAGUACAUAUCGUUGUAAAACAGUGUUAUUCCUCAGCUGGAGCAAAACGAGGACUGAUUAAUUUAAAAUACAUUUUUAAUUAUAACCUUAAUGUUAGAAAAAGACUUAAAUUUUAUUAUAAUUAUAAUUUCAGAUGAUUCCUGAUGUUCAUUCCAAUUGAAAAUUGUAAUGGGCAUGAUAAUGAAGCAAUAAUAAAGAUAUUUACAUACUCAUG
This is a messenger RNA of Paralichthys olivaceus (Japanese flounder), 2469 nucleotides long. NCBI's taxonomy places the organism in Eukaryota, Metazoa, Chordata, Actinopteri, Pleuronectiformes, Paralichthyidae. The record is from RefSeq and is a predicted model, not a curated record.